AUGAGCAAAGAUGAUACAAUCGCCAACCCGCAAUUUGGACCUGUUCAUAUUAUCAACCCUCAAUCCAGACACACCCGAACGGCCAUAGUUCUCCACGGACGAGGCAGCAAUGGUCAGGAGUUUGCCGACGAGUUCUUCUCAUCUCACCUAUCUGGCCACAAGCCCCUAGCCUCGGCGCUGCCUGGAUGGCGCUGGGUGUUUCCUUCAUCCCCAUCUCUCUGGAGUACUACCUUUCAAGAAUCAAUACCGGCUUGGUUUGAGGCUCGGUCGUUGACUGACACCACUGCCCGACAAGAUCUACAAACUAACGGCAUUGCAGCAUCAGUGAGACAUAUUCAGGUCCUUAUAAAUGAAGAGGUUGCGAGGCUCGACGGGAAUGCGAGCCACGUGCUCCUUGGGGGUAUUAGCCAAGGUGCCGCAGUUGGCAUAUGGACGCUACUCUGCCCAGGCCCUGCACGAGGAAUUGGGGCAUUCUUUGGCUCCAGCACCUGGCUUCCGUUUGCUGCGAAUAUAGAACGAGCACUAUUGCAGGCUACGGCUGAUGCGAGCACAGAGCCAACACCGGGAGAAGACGAAUCUGACGCCUUUGUUAGGGGCAUGAUGACACUUGGCGGACAGCCACAAGGCGAAGCCUCCGCCAUGAAGAUUCUCCUGGGACACGGUGAUGAUGACGCAUAUGUUGACAUUACCCUUGGACGGCAAGCUAGGAAUGUGCUUUCAAAGGCCGGUUUUAUAGUCGAGUGGAAGGAGUACUCUGGCGCUGAGGAAGAGGGUCAUUGGUUCAAAGUGCCAGAUCAGAUGGAUGAUAUUUAUAAAUUCAUCAAAGAGAAUUAUCCCGACGAGGGAGAAUGA
Molecule: messenger RNA, 852 nt
Organism: Metarhizium brunneum ARSEF 3297
Lineage: Eukaryota; Fungi; Ascomycota; Sordariomycetes; Hypocreales; Clavicipitaceae
Gene: LYPA1
Product: Acyl-protein thioesterase 1
Biological process (GO): protein depalmitoylation
Cellular component (GO): cytoplasm
Molecular function (GO): carboxylic ester hydrolase activity; palmitoyl-(protein) hydrolase activity
Source: RefSeq, a predicted model, not a curated record